Molecule: messenger RNA, 4309 nt
Organism: Lingula anatina
Lineage: Eukaryota; Metazoa; Brachiopoda; Lingulata; Lingulida; Lingulidae
Product: ATP-binding cassette sub-family C member 4
Biological process (GO): transmembrane transport; monoatomic ion transport
Cellular component (GO): plasma membrane
Molecular function (GO): ABC-type transporter activity; ATP binding; ATP hydrolysis activity
Source: RefSeq, a predicted model, not a curated record
GCAGGAAAUGUUCCGCGUUUCGAGAUGUCACUACUCUGCAGGAUUCUUUUAUAAUCUUUUGGGGCUCUCAGGGGUGAGGCUUUUGCUCCUCGCCUUUGUCAUAGCUGUGGUUGUCACCAGUGACAUUACUUUGGGCCCCAGUGUUGUCUUUCCGUUGAUUCUGUACGUUCACUUCCUAUCGGACAUGGUGUCCGACCAGGUUGGAAAUGCGCUGAUAUAUGGUGGUAUGGGCUAUACUACUGUGAAGCGUGUUCAGGAAUGAGACAAUUUGGUUGUGGCAGGGGAUGAGGAGACGUGCUGUUUUCUACACGGUGAAAGAAUUGGGUGCUAAACUGAUGAGCUAUCCAGCCAUUGUAGUCUAUUCCAUCACCUCAAACUUUCUCGAUCCCUUGGUUAUAUUUCCGUCAGUUGCCAUAAUGGCGGCCAUUCGCGCAGGCAUACAGAGGGUCGGUCGUGGGGCUGAGUGUUUGGGAGAGCUCUUAUCAACUGGGUUCAGGAUCCAGGAGUUUCUGCUCCUUGAAGAGUUGGGAAGCGACACGUGUGUGGAGCAAUCGUUUCCCGAAGGAAAGAACAGGAAGUGUGGUGUUAUUGUUGACAAAGUUACAGCCUCUUGGGAAAAGGAGGUGGAGGCACCUACAUUAAAAGAAGUCAGCUUUCAGCUCACAGAAAAUAAACUCUUGUCUGUGAUUGGUCCAGUGGGAUCUGGCAAGUCUUCUCUACUCAUGGCCAUCUUGAAGGAGCUCCCACUCUCUAAGGGCAGCAUCAAAAUCACAGGGAAGAUCGCAUAUGCCUCUCAGCAAGCCUGGAUCUUCUCUGCCAGUGUCAAACAAAAUAUCAUAUUUGGGCAAGAGUUCAACAAAGCCAAAUAUGACAGGGUUAUUAAAGCAUGUGCACUCACAAAGGACAUACAGGCGCUUCCAAAUGGUGACAUGACCUUGGUUGGUGAGCGAGGGGUCAGUUUGAGUGGAGGUCAAAGGGCAAGGGUCAGUUUGGCCAGGGCUGUGUAUUUUGAUGCUGAUGUCUACCUCCUGGAUGACCCCCUUAGUGCUGUGGACACUGCAGUGGGAAGACAUCUGUUUAACCAGUGCAUCAAUGGCUGCCUGAAGGACAAGCCCAGGAUUCUGGUGACACAUCAGCUUCAGUAUGUGGAGGCCUCUGACCAAAUCUUGAUACUCAAGGAGGGAGAGAUGGCAGGGUUAGGGACCUUCAGUGAGCUUGUCAGCAAAGGUAUUGAUUUUGCAUCACUGUUGAGUCCAGAAGAGGAAGAGAGGGAUGAGGGAAGCACCUGUACCGAUCCAGACAUUCAGUUCACAGUAGACACUCCAAAACUGUCACACAAGCCACACCUAUCAGUCUCUCAUCCACAACUGCCAAUCAUUGAAAAACUGAGAGCACAGAAUGACUUGGCAGUUUUGAUGAAGGACCAGAAAAAACAGGGCAGCGGUGGCGUCGGUGGUGGUGGCGGCAGUGUCGGAUCUAGUGCUGGUUCGAGUCGGAAAACCAGCCCACGUUCUUCAGGCGAUCGACUCCAUGUUGUCCCCACGGAUGUUCAGUUGAGUAAGUCCCACCCCAACAUUGCAGCCUGGAAGCCAUUGAAGAAGAACGCCUUGCAGACUGCUUCCACAUACUCUUUGUCUUCCAAAGUUUCCUUGGCUAAUGACUACAAUCCCUACCUCUCCGUAGGGAAGUCCAUGCUGUCCUUGCAUAGUUUUAUGGAUAUGGACCAGCCUGACUAUGUGCCAGCGCAGGAGGAGGAGCAACGAGCAGAGGGAUCCGUGGGCUGGAAGAUUUACAGGGACUACUUCAAGGCUGGGGGAGGGUGCUGCGUGUUCCUGUUGCUCGUCACACUCAAUAUUCUAGCUCAGGUGGCCUACGUGAUGAGUGACUGGUGGCUGUCAUACUGGUCAAAUCAAGAAGAACACAAGGCAUCUCUUUCUGCUCGACACCAAUAUCUUCUUGAGCAGGGGUACAAUGUCACCAACAUCACAGUUCCCAACGUUGACACAAAUUUAAACAUCUACAUCUUCACGGGACUGACCGUCAGCGUGUUUAUGUUCGGGCUGCUGCGCGCACUAAUGUUUUUCAAAGUUUGUGUCGAUGCUUCCAGGAACCUUCACAACAAGAUGUUCCACAGUAUAAUACGUGUGCCUGUCUAUUUUUUUGACACUAAUCCUGUAGGUCGUAUUCUGAAUCGUUUUGCCAAGGACACGGGACAAAUGGACGACUUGUUGCCUGUUACUUUCUUUGAUUUCACACAGUGCUUCCUGAUGAUCCUGGGUAUCAUAGUGGUAGCGGGCGUGGUCAACCCCUGGGUAUUCAUCCCUACAUUGCCUCUGUGUCUGUUUUUUGUCUACCUCAGAAGAUAUUACCUGGCCACUUCCAGGGAUAUUAAAAGACUGGAAGGGACUUGUCGUAGUCCCGUCUUCUCACACCUAAGUGCCACACUGAAUGGCCUGUCCACCAUACGUGCCUACCAUGUGGAGGAACUGUUCGGGAAAGAGUUCAACAGCCAUCAAGAUCUCCACACCGAGGCUUGGUUCCUGUUCCUGGUCACCACCAGAUGGUUCGCUAUUCGCCUGGAUUGGAUCUGCGCCUUUUUUGUCACCACGGUCACCAUGGUCAGCAUAUUGGCACGGGACAAUCUUGGUUUGAAUGCUGGACUUGUGGGCCUGGCUGUCACCUACUCCAUGGCAUUGAUGGGAAUGUUCCAGUGGGGAGUGAGGCAGAGUGCUGAGGUGGAGAACCAGAUGACAUCAGUUGAGAGAGUACUCGAGUAUUCGAGAUUAACCCCAGAGGCCCCCCUGGAGUCAAACAAGAAGCCCCCACCUAACUGGCCGUCACAUGGUAUCAUCACCGGGGAGCAGGCUUCAUUUAGAUACAGUGUAUACACACCAGCAGUGCUAAAUAACCUUCACUUCUGCAUCAAGUCUAAUGAAAAGGUUGGCAUAGUCGGUCGCACAGGUGCUGGGAAAAGCUCACUGAUCAACAUGCUGUUCCGUAUGGCGGAGCCCCAGGGUGUCCUGAGGAUAGAUGGCGUUGACAUCGGGGAGAUUGGUCUCCAUGAUCUCAGGGGAAAGAUUUCGAUCAUACCUCAGGAUCCUGUCCUGUUCACAGGGACAGUGAGAAGUAACCUGGAUCCAUUCAACGAGCACAGCGAUGAUCAGCUGUGGAUGGCACUAGAGGAGGUUGAAAUGAAGAUACCAGUGGAUGACCUGCCCCGGGGACUGGAAUCCGAAGUGACAGAGGGGGGAACAAACUUCAGCGUGGGGCAGAGACAGCUCCUCUGUUUAGCCAGAGCAAUAUUAAAGAAAGCCAAAAUCCUUGUUAUAGAUGAAGCCACUGCCAAUGUUGAUAUUAGGACAGACAGUUUUAUUCAGGAGACAAUUAGAGAGAAAUUUGACCAAUGCACAGUAUUAACUAUCGCACACAGACUUAACACUGUCAUGGACUCCGACAGGAUCAUGGUCCUGGAUCAGGGCAAAAUCAGGGAGUUUGAUGAACCAUACACACUUUUACAAAAUGAGGACAGCUUUUUCUUCAAGAUGGUGGAACAGACAGGCAAGCAGGAUGCUGCCACGCUCAAGGACAUGGCGCGUCAGGCCUUCACCCACCGCCAGCUGUCCAGAAUAGAUUCUUACGUUGGUGAGGAAAGUAAAGGUGACAAUUCAGUGGAGGGGUCUGACGGUCCAUCAUCACAGCCUGAGAUUACCUCUGGUGACAAAAUGGCCGAAUUGCCUAAUGGCAAGAUGGAUGACCCACCAGGUGGCAGUCAAGUAGAUUCCAAAGAGAGGAAAAAAGAGGGUUCUCCAGCCAGUGAAAAAGAGGGUUUGCCUGGUGGUAAAAUGGAGGAUUUGCCAGCAGACAGUUCUAGCAAUUCGGCUGGGGGAAAGAUAGAAGAAAAGCCCAGUGGUGAGAGGAAAGGCUCAUUAAGCAGUGAAGAGGGAGAGGAGACAAGGUUGAUUGUGCCAAACCAUACGAAUAAGGACACUGUUGACUGUAAUGCUCAGUCAGUAUAGCAAUAUUUUUAAAUUAGAGGUAACACAAUGAAAUGAUGAAUAAUAUAGUUUGUUAAUGAGAUACAUCAGUGUUGCUCACUGUGUAGUUGAAAAGUUAAUGGUUUAUAAUACAUGUAUCAGUCAGUAGUGCAUUACAUGUAGUUUACAAUUAUUAAUAUUAGUGUCUACACCACUUUGGUGAACAUAUAAAUGAUAUGUAUGUUCACCCACAUGUAGGCAGUGUAAGAACAGUAUGAUUUAUGAACGAAUAGCAAUAAUAUUAGUUAUACAAAGGGAAAUUGAUACUUUCAAAG